Hypoxylon trugodes is the source of this 3372-nucleotide messenger RNA. RefSeq names its product Retinoic acid induced 16-like protein-domain-containing protein. The coding region runs from base 259 to 3141 and encodes 960 amino acids. NCBI's taxonomy places the organism in Eukaryota, Fungi, Ascomycota, Sordariomycetes, Xylariales, Hypoxylaceae. The record is from RefSeq and is a predicted model, not a curated record. The transcript has 4 exons.
CUUUUGAAUUAUGUACAUGGGUACUUAGAUACCUGACUACGAUACAGUAACAUGGAUACCCCUGUCCGCCGCAUCAUGCAGAAACAUCUAAGGCCUCGGAUUAGGAGGGAUGGUUAUGCGACCUGAUUUGGACAGCUCAAUAUCGAUUUGAGUUUGAGUGCACAUAUUGAUUGAUACAUCCAAUACAUUCCAUAGAUACAUUGGGUAUACUUAGUUUCUUACAACAACCAUUUUAAAAGAGAUGUCUUUCGAGAUAUCAUGGACUUUUGGUCGCGUCUCAUAGCAAAUACCCGGCUGUCUUCGGGUAGCUCCAGCAAGGAUGCUGCACGGGAUCCCAUAAGGCGCCGCCAACGUUACGAGAAAGAAUAUGGCCAACUCUUGCACAUAUGGCGAAAUUGUUCAAAUCUUGUACGAGACGAAGAUGCCGCCGAAAAUAUCGAACUACGCCUUCAAGGGCUCACGAACAUUCUCGCCGACGAAUCUCGACGACCACUACCUCAUCCAUGCAUAUCCUUCUCUGCCACGAAACAGAUAUACGUCCCGAUCGCGAAGAUAGCGACAACUUCAUAUAACGAGUGGAUAAUCAAAGAGGCGGUGCUGUUUUUCGCUACUCUUAUUGAGAGCGAGGAAGAAGCCUUUGUAGAAAGCGACGCGUUUUCAGCUAGCUUGACCAACCUUCUCGUUCGUAUCACAGGCGCCAACAGCAUUCGAUUAGGUCCCGACACAGAAGUCAAGGUUGUCGAACUAGCCUUCAAUAUCACCACCAAGAUCCGACUCGAACCCCACAUCCUCUCAGUUUGGUUUAAAUCACACCCCGAAAGCCAUGCAAGCAAUGAGAAGGCGAAAGAUCAAAGGGAGAAGUUUGCCGGGAGAACACAAAAACAGGAUUUCCCCUUAUUCUACCUGCUGAUGGACUAUAUACAUCAUGAAGGGAAGAUUGGUGACUUUGCCAGAACUGGUUUACUAUAUAUCAUUGAGGCUGCUUCCUCUUCCGUGGCCCUUGAACAGUGGAUAGUGGAAAGUGAUCUUUCGACCUUGAUGGCUACCGGGCUUGGUGCUUUAUAUAGCCAACUGAGUCGAAAGCUUGUCAUUGAUCACCCACCAGAGAAUCUGCCGCCGAUUCUUGCCCUGUCCGACUAUCAACACCCGACCUCCACCUUUGAGAUUGUUAGUUCUUGCAGCCCGGAUUUUCAGCUGCACUUAGAAACAUUCCUUUCGCAUUUGUUAUUCUGGCAAGAUGUUCUUAACCACUGUCGUUCAGUGGAAGUCAAAUCAACACUCCUCGAGCAUUUUCAAGUUAUUUUCUUACAACAGUUAUUAUACCCUUCUCUCUUAGAGUCCUCAGAUGUCGAUGGCGGCUCUUCAGUUGCCGUCCUAACGUAUCUUCGUCGCAUAUUAGAAGCAUUAGACCACCCCGAUAUGAUCAAUCUUAUUCUUCACUACCUUCUGGCUCUGCCCGAUACAGAGUCCUCAGCUCCGUCCGAUACCGAACCAUCCAUCAGCGCCGCACGAAAACGAAAGUCUAUGGAUCUUGCUACAAUGAUGUCCUCCAAGGUUGAAUCCAGCUAUACCCCCCUCCUUUUUAAUCUGGUUGAUUUAAUUCAUUCUUGUCUCAAAUCGCGGAACCAGCAGACAGUAUGCGUGACGCUUCAACUUGUAGCGGCAAUCCUUAAGAGGCAUCAUCGCUACGCAACUACAACUUUACUUCGUACCGAAAUUAUCGAUAGCAAUGCUUCUCGUAGAACUGUGGGUGCACAUCAACAGGAAGUCGAAUUCCUCACUGCCUUAGCUGGAUCUGUUGGUGGGCAAGACAACUUCGAUGAGAUUUACGACAAUAUCUUGAAAGAUAGUAUGACGCGUGUGGAAGGCCACCCUUGUUCUCUAAAGCUUGUCGCGCCAAAAAUCUCAACGAAUAACCAUAAGCUGCCGGCGAUUCCUGAUAGCCUACCUGGAGCACCCCAGGAUGUUCCGCCACAUACUCUAAGUGUUGAUGAUCCGCUCUUCAACAGCAUUCUAGAUCUUCUCGAGAACUUCUUUAUGAACCCUGUCGAUAUGAAUCUCUCGGCUACUGAGACUAUCAUUGAUCUAGCAGUGUGCGGAUAUAUAUCCGUGGAAGGAUGGCUUCUCCGCCAUCCGAAGCAGUAUUCGUACAAUGAAGAUACGGAUGAACCUGCAUCUCCGCCUUUGGACCCCGAGUCACCCUUAUUCACCGAUUUUGAAAAAUUGAGAGCGAUUAUGAAAUGUCGUCGUCGGCCUCUCUGGCAAUCAUCAGCUCUACCUCGAGCAUUAUCUGUUUUGGAGUCUCUUGCUGAUCAAGUCGACUAUCUUAAAAGUUCUGUGCCAAGGUUCGACGAACUUUUACAACAGCGCCGAGAAGCGUUUCAAACUGCCGAUGCCGUCGUACUAAACCCACCUAGCAUGCGGCCGGGUUCUACCACAGGCGCUUCACUACCGGAUCAAACCAGCCAAGAGGGUUCCCGUGCAGAGUCGCCAGCUCGACCUAGUGCCCUUGAAGGUUUCCAGAGGAUGUUGUCCGAACUUGGGACCCCUAGUAGAUCAGGAAGCCCUCGUGGAAGGAAGGAAUCUAUCCGUUCCAAUACUGGGUCGGGAGCGCCGGGUGGGUACGGAUUCACAUCACCUACCCCUAAGUCUGUACCUCCCCAUCCACCUAAAGAAUUUCCCCUGAAUUACGAAAGUCCAAGUAAAAGUGGACUGGGCCGGUCAUUCUCACCUGGAAGCCACCAUUCUGGUCGGGAUAGCCCUGUAGCUAGCCAAGCUGCUGCAUUUGCGGCGGUUGACCAAGGAAUACUGGCUCGACAAGUCAGUCUACCGGCGCAAAAGAUUGAGGCAAUUCCGUUAAACUUCGAAAGGAAACAGGGAAGCAAUUCAACAGAAAUUAACGAAGUAGAAAAUGAGGAAAGCGAGAAUAAGUUGGCGACGGAAGGGCAGGACCAAGAAGACGAAAGCGAAAUUGUGGAUCAAUCUAUUGUCCCAACGCCGCCCGAAACACCAUCGGAAGCCAAGACGGCUUCGGUCUCGCAUAUUCUUACCAAUGUUAUUAUCUAUCAACAAUUCUUGCUAGAAUUGGCAAGUCUAGUACAAGUUCGGGCAGGGCUCUUUAACGAGGUUAAGUUUGCUUAGGGAGGGUUAGGUUAGGUGAUUGAUAGGUAUACGUGGCUGUCACGGGUGAUGGCGAUCGUGUCGAGCUUACGUUCUUGGAGCAUCAAGGAUACCAUAUUUUCAUUGGCGCCAGAGAUCGCGCCUCGCAGGAAUCGAGUGGGAGACGACUUUGGGGUGAAGUGAAGCUAUGCUUGCAUGUUACGGGUUCACGACGUACAUUUAAGGAGUAGGAAGGAGACAAGACAGAAUGCG